This is a messenger RNA of Danaus plexippus (monarch butterfly), 4736 nucleotides long. RefSeq lists its product as uncharacterized. The transcript is spliced from 8 exons. Bases 130 to 1527 code for a protein of 465 amino acids. Lineage: Eukaryota; Metazoa; Arthropoda; Insecta; Lepidoptera; Nymphalidae. The record is from RefSeq and is a predicted model, not a curated record.
GGGCGCCGUGGUGUGUGGUCGUUUUGUGGUGUAUGUACGGGCAGGCCUAGUGACCGAGUGCCGAUCGUUUAGUGUCUCAGUGGCAUAAGCCAUUGUGCCCGCGUCCAUGCAGAGUUUAGUGCCGGCAGAAUGCGGUGGCGGGCGCGCGCCGUACAUUCCCGCGCCAAAGAGCGCGCUAACAUCAGUUUUUUCAUAUUUAUUAUGUUCUUCGCCGUUUUCGGGGUAAUUGUUCUCACUGAACUGUUACUGCUUGAAAGACCAGCCUCCGGAUCUGCUAGGUCGAGAUACAACGAGGAACUACAGGGAUGGGAUGGUCGGACCGAGGCUAAUGGUGAUGGUGGAGAACCCCCCCAGCCUGCGCACGCGCCGCUUGAUGCUGUAUGGCAACCAGUCGCUGGUACCAGGUUCAGAUUCUACGUCUAUUCCGCGUAUAUGGAGCGGCGGACUGUUGCGGCCGUUCGUGUUAUAGCUGCCACGAAGACAAGGGGAGCUGAUGGUGUGAUUUGCAGACUGUGGUUGCAUGAUAAUCGCACUCUCACGCUUAAGGCACGAGUCAAGCCAAUCCGGGAGAACUGGAAUCUGAAGUAUAGUGCGACGUACGUCCUAUGUCUUCUUCGGGAUACCGGUGUGAAGCCUCAGGAAACUGUUGGUGCUUCUGUAUCGAUAGUGUCGAAUACAUCACCCAACAGGCCACCAACCAACCUCCUUAUAGUAAGAGACACGGAACCGAAGAGCGGUAUUGAGGAAACCCUCCACGUAUGCGUGAAGCCGUUCCACUUUUCUUAUUCUCGUGACGAUUGGUUGGUUGAAUGGUUUGAAUUGAAUCGACUUCUCGGAGCCAGUCACUUCUAUAUGUACAAUGAAUCUCUGAGCUCUCAAGUCACUUGCCUCCUAGACCACUACAGGAAACAGGGGCUCGUCACGCUACUGCCAUGGAAGCUGCCCAUCGUGUCCAAGAUCGAGAUCAGGACAGAAGGUCAGUUCGCGGCCUUCAACGACUGUUUGUAUAGAUCGAUGUCGACGGCCGGCUGGUUGGUUGUUAUAGACGUGGAUGAGGUCAUAUUACCCAGGAGAGAGAGGACUCUCACGGCGCUGUUGACGUCACUACGUGCUUCAUACAACCCGCCGUCGAAGGCGCCAUCGGCUUUUCUGUUUAGGAACGCGUUCUUCUAUCUGAGAUGGGAGGACGACACGGAAGCCCCAGCGCCAUUGGUGACUUCACGUAAGACGAGACGCUGGGCGGCGCCGCACGCCCUCAAGAAUAGGAGCAAGUACGCAAUAAGGCCGAGAGACGCCGUGGAACUUGGGAACCACUUCGUAUGGGAACUGGCGCCCGGGGCCGGGUCCGUGGGGGUUCCUACUGAGAGGGCGCUGUUACAUCACUAUAGAGUGGCGUGUGAGUAUGGUGGUGUGCAGUGUCUGACGGUACCAUCGACUGUGGACCGCACCGCCCACCGCUGGGCCGACCAACUGCUGGCAUCUGUUACCUGGCAGAGAGAACAGCUGGCCAGGACCUGCCUCGCCUAGAAAACAUAUCUACGAUCCCUGACUUUCCUUGGCUACUGUUACACAAUAUUGGACCAUUGUUUGGUUAUGGUGACCACGUGUUGGAGCAUAUUGGAUAAGUCUCAUGAUCCUGUAUUUACAUAAAUACGUUAGCCAUCCUGAACCACUUUGGCCAUUGUUUCUACAGAAUUGGACCAAUGUUUGGUUCGCCUUAUUAGUUAAUUUGGGCAAGUUUCAUUAUCUUUAAUAAUGUUUAUGAAUUUGACAAGCUGCUUGGACCUUAUAACUAAGCAUUAAAAAAUUUAGGUGUUGGGAAAAAAGUGUUUUUCUAUUACUUUUGGCCACUAUACAUUUGUGUUGGUCUAAAAUGGCUAUUUGUUUUGUUAAUCUGCGGGUAGUUUUGUACCAAAUCAUAAUUUUGACUAUAUUAUGAUCAGAUCCAAGCUAGAAUUGUAAUAUUUUCAAUCGUUUAACAAAAAUUAUUAUAUAUUUUUCGUUAUAUUAAUAUAAAUUGUGAUAUUUUUUUACUCACAUAAAUAAAAUGUUAGCUUAAAAUAUAGUUUUGAUAUUAUUUUGAAAUGAGAUGUGUUAAAAUAUUGUGUUGUAGUGUAAUAUCAUUUUACCUCUGUUGUAUAUUUUUUUUGUUAUUUUUUUUUGCAAAGUUGUGAUAUAUAUAUAGUUAUUGAAAUUUCAGUGCAAUAAAAUGUACUUUAUAUUUCGAGCUGAGAAAAUAUGAGUGUGAAGUGUGUCAAAGUGUAUACUGAAAUAAGGUUUGUGCAUUAUUUAACUUAUUUUGGCAAGAUUUCUUUUAAAAAUCUAUUUUCUGAUGAAAUUUUUUAUUUUAUAUACAAAUAUAUUUACGGGAUACUAUUACAGGUUCGAUUAUUUUUUGCUAUAUAGAUUUUUUUUAGUCAACGCAAGGUUCAGUUAAAGCUAAUAACUGUUAAGGUCAUUGGUCCGGAAAUUAAAUCUCAGUAUGAAACAUAUUCACGUAUUAUAUAAAUAGUGGCACCACGAUUGUGUUUUCGUUAUUUUCAUAAGAAUUUCAUUGAUUUGAAGAAAAAAACAAUCAAAAAAUUGGAUCAAAAUUUUUGGGUACUUCGUAGCAAAGUUUCUUUUAUACAAGAAAUUGCAAAUUCAAAUUAAAAACGCAAUCGUCGCAAGGUCCAAAGAGAUAAGCAUAUUAGCUCAUCGUACAUAGCCACCGCGUUCCUCAUAUUGAAUCAUGAUCUGUAGUUCAUUGUUCUGAAUACCAUUCAGUUUGUGGUUACAAACUAGUUUUUUUCUGUUUGUUCAUCAUCGUCAACAAUUUAAAGAGAUAAAGAUCUGGGUAGAUCUGUCGAUGCUGUAGAGUGUUAAACAUAUUAUUCCAAAAAGUAACCACAACUAUUUUUCAAGUAACAUUCCCUUAGUCUUGGCCGGAGUUAUUUUACUGACAGGCCUUUUCACCAGCAGACAUCUUGGAUCACAAUAUUCAUCCUUUUAAUUUUCAUAUAUAAUUGCGUAAUAUUCAUUGCCGACGUUUCGAAUGCUCUGAUUCCAAACGAACUAAAAGCUUUUACGCCCAAAUAAAUAAGUAUUCUUUCAAUUAUCACCGUUAAAGUGAUUUUUUACCUUUCAUGGUCCCUUCCAAAGUCAGCAACCGGCAAAAGACCUUUGAAAUCAGAAAUCAAGUUUCCCAUACAAAAUGAAUGCUUCAAACUAUAUAUAUUAAUUACAAAACAUGUAUUUAUAAGCCACGAAUAAACUGAGUUGUUGAAUAAACUGAGUUAAGAAAAGAGUUUUGUUAGGAGCGCUUUAAAUAAAGGCACUUUAGUUUGUUUAAUAUUAAAGUCCCUUGUUCGGUGAAAUACCUGUGUCACGAUGUACUCUUAUGUGCUAUUGUUUCAAAUUAAAUUUAACGGACUGCUCAAUGAACGGAUCAGUAUUAUCGUUGCUGCUUGCAAUCCUUAUAAUUUAUUCAUUGAUAACUAAGCGUAGGAAUUAUAAUUUCGGUUAUCAAUUGGAUAUAUGUACUUGAUUACAAAUUUUUUUUUGUCCACUACGUAUGUCUGUCCACUUAUAUAUUUAUGUAUAAAAACAAAUACCACUCAAUAAAAUUAACAAAACUUUUAAUGAAUCAUAGUUUAAAAUUAUAAUUUUGUAACGAACUCGCAACACUGGUAUAUAAAUUUAGAUAUGGCAACACUCAGAGUUUUUGAAGAUGGAAUCGCAGAUAGAGAAGCAAAUUCAUAUUUAUUUUUUCUAAUAAAAUAUUGCAGAUGUCGCCUCCAUUGUAAAUUAUUUAAAUUCAUGUAACAUUAUUUUUAGGCUUUCGAAAAAUAUAGAUAAUGUAUACAAUGUAUAUUUUUUCAAUUAAAAUUAUUUAAUACGGAUCAGGCUCAAGUGUCAAAUAAUUUUCAUAAUUUUGUAAUGGUUUUAAACUAAUAAAAUACAUAUAUAUAUAAUAUUAUGUAAUUAAUAAGGUAUUUAUUAAAGAUCUUUUUUGAUAUAAAAUUAUACUGUAAAUAUACUGUGUAAAUAAUAACAUUGAAGAAAAAUAAUAUCUUAAAAAAUUAAUAAUAAAGGCACUAUAUUCUCUCAUAUUCAGUGCAUAAAUAUAAAUUAUUAUUUGUCUUAGUUUGAUAUUAAUUGUCCAUAUUUUUUAUGGCAUAAAAAUUCAAAGUCAAAAUAUAAAAUACAACAUUAAUUUUGGGAGAGUAAGUUAAUAACCACAUGAAAAGAUCUCACAUAUUUUUAUGCUUUCAGAACGAUAGCUCUUUUGAUGCUAAUAAUGAUGUGUAAAUAAGAUUUUUUGGAUAAAUUGGUGUAAUGUUCCCGUUCUAUAGCUUGUACUGUUGUAGCCUAACAAAGUUAACGUCAAAAAUCCUUUGAACUUUCACAGCUCAUGUGUUACAAGUAUGAGUAUACAACGUUAACCUAAACACCGGACGUUUCACAGUUUUUCAUCUAGAAAACCUGGCGCGUGAUAGUGAAAGUUUGUUUUUCAGGUUAACGAUGUGAACUCAUGUUGCAGUCGCAAUAAUUUGAAUGUUGUAGUUGAAGUACAUUAUAUAUAUAAAUGUAUAAUAACUGUUUAGCUUUGGUCAUGUUAUCGUGAUGUAUCGUACUAACUAGGUAGUUGUUAUCGUAAAUUGUACAUAUCUUUUUAUAAAUUAAGUUUUUUAGUAUGUACAUUUGAACUCAAUGUUGCACGUAAUUAAUAUUAAUUAAACUUUGUGGAUGUUCUC